CAGAAGCAUGAGCCAAGCCGAGCUGUCCACCUGCUCGGCGCCGCAGACGCAGCGCAUCUUCCAGGAGGCCGUGCGCAAGGGCAACACGCAGGAGCUGCAGUCGCUGCUGCAAAACAUGACCAACUGCGAGUUCAACGUGAACUCGUUCGGGCCGGAGGGUCAGACUGCGUUGCACCAGUCGGUCAUCGACGGCAACCUGGAGCUAGUGAAACUGCUGGUCAAGUUUGGCGCGGACAUCCGCCUGGCAAACCGCGACGGCUGGAGCGCGCUACACAUCGCCGCGUUCGGCGGCCACCAGGACAUCGUGCUCUAUCUCAUCACCAAGGCCAAGUACUCCGGCGGCGGCCGGUGAUGCCGGUCCAGA
This is a messenger RNA of Odocoileus virginianus texanus, 364 nucleotides long. The record is from RefSeq and is a predicted model, not a curated record. Lineage: Eukaryota; Metazoa; Chordata; Mammalia; Artiodactyla; Cervidae.